UAAUUGAGAAGGGUAUACUUAUAUCCAUAUUGUUUAAAGUGUGUAUAUACUUUAUAUAUAUUAUAUACCAAUAACUAUGCUCUCUUUUCAGAGGUGCCUUUCUGGUUUCCUUUCAAAAACAAAACAAUUUUUUAACCAAAUCGUAUUGACUCUUACACUUCCAUUUUUCUGGCAGCAAGCUGCUGUCCCUGCUCUUAUCACUGACUCCAGAGGUUUGCUACACCCUGCCUCACAUGCCUUUAUAUUCGGUACUUAAAGGUCUACAUGUUUGUGUUUUGAGAUAAGAAAUGAGACUGCACUUAUUUAUGUUUUCUUAUGAGUCCAUGCUAGUUGCAAAAGUAUUAAGAAUGUCAAGAAUGUUGAAUGGAGGGAUCAUCAUUUUCCUUUUAUCUUUACUGAUCGACUUUUCCGUUACUCAACCCGACCAGCAAGAUAAUCAGGAAGUCUAUGGUGUGUCUACAACGGCAAUCCCCCACACUCUGAGACCUGGUGUGACAGAGGUCUUCUUUGUGAACAGCCGGAUUAAUACAAUCCCCAGUGGAGCUUUUGCUGGAAGUCCAGAGCUUGAGAAGGUGGAGUUUAUGGAAACAGAAACAAAUACUAUCGAGGUUGGAGGCUUUGAUGGUUUGGUAAAGCUCAAAAGUGUUGAAAUAUCCACUAAUCCUUUGAGGUCAGUGCCUCUAGGUUUGUUUAAAGAAAACAGCAAUCUGGAAACAAUUAUUAUAAAGUUUAACAAACUUGCUCGACUUGAGAAAGGUUUGUUUGAUGGUUUAACAAAGUUGGUAGACCUGCAGCUACAUGGAAAUGAAAUUGAGUUCAUUGAAGACCAGAUAUUUGAUGAUCUUGUUAAUCUUAAAAAGCUCAAUUUGGGUAAAAACAAUCUUACUUCAGUAUCCACAAGCUGGUUCUCAAACCUGAAAAAACUGACUGUUAUACGGCUGUAUGAAAAUCAGCUCACCACCAUUCCUGAGGAUCUCUUCAUGGACUUACCAGACUUAGAGGAAAUAGUUCUGCAAGGAAACAAGAUCAGUGAACUAUCCCCAAAUUUAUUUCCACAUAAAGGGAAGCUUGUUAAAUUGUUCUUGGAAAACAAUCUUCUGACUAGUUUACCUGAAGAAUAUUUUGUUGGCUUCCCUAAACUCAAAAUUUUGAACCUAAGAAAUAAUCAGCUGACCAGCCUGCCGCCGGUGCUUUUUGGUGAAAUGCCUAAACUGACUGAGCUGAGCCUCCAACAAAACAACCUCAGCACACUUCCUAAGGGAAUCUUCAGCUCCUUGAAGAAAGUUAAGAAGCUGGAUCUCUCCAAAAAUCAUUUUGUGAACUUGUCUCCUGAUUACUUUGACGGUCCUGAAAAGCUAACUGAGCUUAACGUCCAAGGCAACAUGAUAAAGUCAUUGGAUGCACAACUGUUUGAAAAUCUUCAAUUUGUGACCACAAUCAAGCUUGCCAACAAUGACCUUCGGACACUUUCUGGGGACGUUUUUGACUCUUUGACUAAACUCAAAAAACUUGACCUUAGUAAUAAUCCAUGGCAAUGUGACUGCAAUCUGAUAGAUUUGCAUCAUUGGAUAAAAACCAAUGCUGAUAAGCUCACACCAGAGGUGCACUGUGAGUAUCCAGAACAUCUGAAAGGACAGGAAAUCAAAUUGUUAAACGAGGAUCAAUUAGUUUGCCCCACUCUCCCACCCACUACCACCACCUUACUGACCACUAUACCAACCACAGUUCGAACAACAAAACCAACAACCACUCUCACUACCACCACACUGCACACUACAAUACCCACCACCACACCCUCAACGACACAGCCAACCACCACCACACCCUCAACAACACAGCCAACCACCACCACACCCUCAACGACACAGUCAACCACCACCACACCCUCAACGACACAGCCAACCACCACCACACCCUCAACGACACAGCCAACCACCACCACAUCGACAACAACACAGCUAACCACCACCACACCGACAACGACACAGUCAACAACCACCACACCGACAACGACACAGUCAACAACCACCACACCCACAACCACAACAGCAACCACAAUGCCAUCAACCACUGCUACUUCCACCACAGUACCAACAACUACAUUAACGACGACUGAGAGUACGGUUAUCACGACGACCCCCACGACCAUUGCCACAACAACAGUUCCAACGACCACAACUAUGGUCACACCAACCAUGAUGACAACCACUCCAACCACAACCCCCACCUCCACAACUACACCCACAACAAUUGCCCCUACUACUAUGACAACUACACCCACCACCACCCUUACAACUGCCCUGACAACAACUACACCUUUGACAACUAAACAAACAACUACUAUAACAACAACGACACUUAUGACAACCACCACAUUCACAACUUCACAAUCUACCAUGAUGACUACUUUACCAACCACAACUAUACUUACACCUACCACCACAGUGACCACAACUACACCCACAACAAAACCCACAACGACUACACUCUGGACUAGCCUUCCAACAACAACCCAACCAGAUACUCCUACUACAUCAACUCCUUUUGUAAACUCUAUUUAUAUUCCAGAAUCAAAAUUGUCCUAUGUUCAUCACAUCAGUAGAAAAGUUCAAGACUGCAAAAUGUGGACAAUGAUCUACACCUCACUGCUUGUGGUUGAGAUCACCUGCUCACUGGUGUUGGCUAAGUUCACCAUUUCUCUUUAUCGGCUGUUGCAAUACAGAGAGGAAAUUAACCACAGGCACAUCAAGCUCACUCACUUUUCCUACAGGAGAGAAGUGAUCCUGAAGCCUGUGCAGGAGGCAGAACCCCAACGUCUUUUGCGAUCAUUAUGAUAAUCAAUAAGCCAGCAGAGGUCAUUUGACUCAACAGAGCCUCAUUAAACCUGCUGUAACCUACUCCUUAACUCUUUGUCCAACUGGAGAUUGGUAGUGAUUCCUCAAAAAAUUUUGCAGUGAUUGCUCCGUCCCUAGUUGACUACUAAAUUGAUUUCCAAUGUUUCAUGUUUCAUGUUUAUUGAUCUCAUUUGGUAAAAAAAAAAUUUUUUUUUUAUAUCUUACCUUUAUAUGUAUAAUAGUUUGGUGAAUUGUUGAUAAUUUUUUAUUUUUUUUAUUUUAUAUGCUUAAUUAUCAAGUAUCAUUAUUGCCUUGUAUUUGUCAUAUUACUUGUUAGUGUAAAUGACUGAAUUUCAUCCAUUAAAUCUGCAAUGUAAAAAAAUUGCUUUGAUUUUCUAUAAAUUAUUUUAGCAAAUAUUGGAUUUGUGGAGAUAUAAAUAUGGGAAACAAAGAUUUUGCUCCACGACACAUUCUUUAAACGUAAUGGUAAUGUUUUCUGAAUCUAUUUAAACAUAUUUAAAAAAAAAAAAAAACCCUACAAAUACCUGUACUCAUUUCCUAUGAUUAUUUAAGUGGUAAUUUUUCUCUUAUUUUAUAACAGUGGUGUAAAAUUAAAUGGAAAAAUCUUGGAGUAAAAAUCUAAAAUCAACAGAAUCUAUUUUUGGACAGCACUAAUAUCAUGCUGAUGUCAACACAGCCGCAUUAUAAACAGCAAGUCGUGUGGAGAACAUGGUUGCUAGGAAAUCUGAAUAACCACCACUAGAGGGCAGCUUUGAGUUAUAAACAGAUUCUGCCUAACUGAAUACAUUUUCCGCCUAAAACCUUCUUAUAAUGUCAAAACCUUCAUAAUGCUCCCCAUUAUAAUAGCAGGUUCUGCUUUAAAUUAACCAAGAUCUAAGCAAAAAAUAAUUUGUUUAUAUUUAAUGAGCUUCUAACAAGUCUGUUUGAAAUGUAACAACUUGCACAAUGAUCUCUGCAGUUACAGAGCAGUUCUGAAUAAAAAGAAAGUCGUGUCUCCAGCUCAAAAAAAUGAUUUAAAUAGAUUGAAUUGUGCUAACAUAGAUGUGCUUGAUCAAAUGUAACUCAGUGCUUUUUCUAAGACAAACAGAAACAGAAAGAAAUGACUCAGUUACAUCUGACGUGGGAGAUCAGAUACUGAAGAGACAAGCAGUAAUGAAGUAUGUCACAAUAAAAAUUUAUUACCAAAACAAUGUGUAAACCAAAGGUUUUCAUAAUAUCAUUUUCAUACCUCCCACAAGUCUCUCCUACUGCAAGUGCAAAAGGAAUCCUGCCUAAAAACAGAUGCUUGAUGUAGAAGAGAAGCAAAAUGUAAAGAAACACAGAAAGUUGUUCCUCUGAAUAUUUUAUCUCACUCUGAAUUGUUGUGUAACAUGCAGUUAGUCUUUGUCCAUGUUGCAUCACAAAGCUUUUCUCAUCUCUGUACAUAGCAUGCAAUCUGGCACCAUUUCAAAUAUUAAUCCAGAACAGCAAGACCAGUGGGUUUUACUUACCAUGUUUUGAUGACAGAAAAACUUUUGUUGAUUUUUGGCUGUUUACAAAAGCAAAAUAUAAUAAAGUAGUAAAUACACUACUGAACACUAUUGAACUAGUUACCAAAAGGAAAAUACUUGGUGCAUUACAAAGCCUAUGCUGAUGUGAUAACAUGCAUAAACAAAUAUGAGAUGAAAACAAGAAUUUUGUAUAUUAACAAGAUAUCCAAUUAAUUUGUUAAUAGGAACAACAUAAAAUCGAAGGAAUGACUGGAGAUGAAAUGUAAUUCACUCCUAAAGAGUGCUACUCCAAAAUGUAGCACAGCUUUUGAAAAAAGUUCCAAAAAUAAAACACCUCAUUGUGGUCUUUGGAUGUUGUGGGUUUUUAUAUUAUCUUGCAAGCACAUCAUCAAAUUAGUCAUUACAAAAAUAUAUUACAGUGUUUCUCAGUUGCUCUUGAUUUUUUAAAGAUUGAUCAGUAGUAGCUACUAUUUUGUCCAUAUUUUCCUGUCAUUCAGAAGGUGUUAUUGGUGAGAUGUGAAUGUUUAUGUGAAUAUUCAUAUUGACAUUUUGCUUAUGCCUAAACCUGGUCAGUCAUUACAUUGUCCAUUUCCUAAUUACUCAUGUAUAAUGAUGGCUUGCUAAUUGUAUUUAAUGCAUAAUGACCUAACUAAGUAAUGUUAUUACUAUUGGU
Gambusia affinis (western mosquitofish) is the source of this 5018-nucleotide messenger RNA. RefSeq names its product leucine-rich repeat-containing protein 15. The record is from RefSeq and is a predicted model, not a curated record. Gene Ontology annotation, molecular function: protein binding. Gene Ontology annotation, cellular component: plasma membrane. The transcript has 2 exons. Bases 288 to 2834 code for a protein of 848 amino acids. Lineage: Eukaryota; Metazoa; Chordata; Actinopteri; Cyprinodontiformes; Poeciliidae.